Molecule: messenger RNA, 528 nt
Organism: Naumovozyma dairenensis CBS 421
Lineage: Eukaryota; Fungi; Ascomycota; Saccharomycetes; Saccharomycetales; Saccharomycetaceae
Gene: MIC19
Product: Mic19p
Exons: 1
Coding region: 1-528 (175 amino acids)
Source: RefSeq, a predicted model, not a curated record
AUGGGUUCAGCAUUAUCGAAAACCUCUGAGGAGAAGAAAAAUGUCCAAACAUUCACAAAUUCAAAUAUUCAAUUGAAUUUAUCGGAUACUAUUUUGAAUGAAUUACAAAUGAGUAAGAAUAAUGAUUUAAUUAGGAAACAUAAUGCUGAGAAAUUCGUUGAAGAAAAAGUUAAUGAUAGACUUAACGAGUUGGAAAAUGAUACUUUGAAGAAAUUUGAAAAUGAAUUGAAUUUAUCUCUGUUACCUGAUGAUGAUCACGAUAAUAAUAAUAACAAUGAGAAUGCUAUUGCAUCGAAGGAUGCGGAAGGAAAGGAGAUUAAAAGCUCCAAGAAUUUAGAUGAUAAAAUAAAUAAAUUGAAUGAAAGGAUAAAUCAAUUUGAAAUGAUGAAAAUUAAUAAAUUGGAAAAUAACUCUGAAUUGUCUGAAAUUAGGGAAUCUUUGAAAAAUUGUCUUUUACAAAAUGAGGGGAAACCAUUAAAUUGUUACCAAGAAAUGGAACAAUUUAAAAAGUUGGUUGUCUCUACAUAA